This is a messenger RNA of Frankliniella occidentalis (western flower thrips), 2430 nucleotides long. RefSeq names its product IQ and ubiquitin-like domain-containing protein. NCBI's taxonomy places the organism in Eukaryota, Metazoa, Arthropoda, Insecta, Thysanoptera, Thripidae. Gene Ontology annotation, cellular component: acrosomal vesicle; motile cilium. Gene Ontology annotation, molecular function: protein binding. Bases 1 to 2418 code for a protein of 805 amino acids. The transcript has 2 exons. The record is from RefSeq and is a predicted model, not a curated record. Gene Ontology annotation, biological process: cilium assembly.
AUGUCAGACAGUGAAGAACAGAGUUUACUCAGCAGUGUCUUUGCUGAGGAGAAAUUAGAAAGUGAAGCAAUCCUUGUUUGUGAAAAUUCAAGUAAUGCUGUUGUGUGCAUGAACAAUUUUCAAAUAUUUAAUUCAACACCAAAUUUGUUACGGCGAAGUAAAAGUGAACCUGUGCUAAAAUGUACUGAUGGACCUGAAAAUAUAUCCAUUCAGAGUGAACCAAUCCAUAAGCUGCAAGUGUCACAAAUUAUCACAGGAAGUCAGCAGAGCCAUAGUGAUCUUGAUGCAGCUCAAAACUAUUUAGAAACUGACAGUGAGCUUAGUUUUGGUGAUCUGUUUCGUUUAAAAGACUCAUCAAGAUCCCAAAAUCAUCGAGAUCCUGUCGUCGUUCUUUGGGAAAGGAGCGAUAAACAAGAAAAUAUUGAAAACGAUAUAAUUGUAAAAUUUUAUCUUCAGGGUGGGGAAGUGUUUACUCAAUCAUUUUCCAAAUUUUCCACAGUUCAAGAGAUAAAAAGGGUUGUUUCAGAAAUGUUUAAGGUUCCCUUUAGAGUUUUGCAGUUAGAUCAGAAUAAUAUUUGUUUGCAGGAUACUUUAUAUGUAACUGAAAUAGCGAUUGAACGGUUUGGUUGUGUAACUCUACAGCUAUCUUCUCUUGAACCUGAGCGUUACCCUUUGGUUUUAAAUAAUGUUUAUCCUGACUUGCCAACCAAUGAUGUUUUGACAGUAGUUGUGCAUUCAGGGGAACAUGUGAAGGAAGUUAUUGUUGAAAUAGAAAAUCGUGCAAUAAUUAAGCCUUUCUUAGGGGGCUACCGUCACAAAGUAACACAGUUAGAGUAUCACCAUGCAUUCACUCAAACUGCCCCGAGGCCAUCCAAAGUAAAUAUCAUAAGUCGUAAUACGCAGACCCCUGGGCUCAGCAAGAUUGUCGAGACUAGUAAGCAGAAGUGUACCCAAACCAGUCAAUCCAAUGAAGAUUUGAAAGGAAAUAUAAUUAUAAUAGGUGAUCCAGAAAGACGCUUGAAAAAGAUGGAAAUGGAAAACAAGACAUUUGAAGAAAAGGUGCUCUUGAUUCAAAGAAAUUUGCGAUCAUGGCUAGUACGGAAAAUGAUGAUGAAAAUGAAAGAAGAGUACAAAAGGUGCAUUUUGUGGGAAAAACAACAGAUGCUGCAAAUUAAAGAGGAAAAGGAGGCCAAGCAAAAGGAGAGGGACAAAGCACAGACCAAACCUGAGACAAGAGGUCAUUUUGAACUGCUUUAUCAUAAUUUGGAAGAGUGGAGAAAAUUGGAAACUGAUCGCAUUAAUAAUUUGGGUAGCAUAGCUCUGCGUAAAUCUGAAUCAUUUUCUGUGCUAGAAAUGGAAAUUCAAUACAUCAAUUCCAUUGAAAGGCAGCGAAUUCAACUUAAAGCAGAGAAGAGCAGGAAGGAACAGGAAAAACUUCUUGAAACAACAUCUGCUCCUAUUAAAUGGAGAGGUGUGCAUGGCCAGAUUCUGGAAUUGGACAGUCUGGGGACUCAGCAGGCAAGGUGUUAUAAAGUAUUGUAUGAUCAACUUCAGAAAACGAAUGUGAGUGCAGAAGAAAGAAUUAAAAUUCUCCAGGAUGUUAAAAAGAUUGUGCUUGAUAGAGAAAGUAGCCUCACCGGUGAAUUAGUGUCAUUAUUGGAUCGUGAGCAACACAUAGUUUUGAGGGACAUAAAGAAUAGCAAUAUUGAUUCACUACGUGAUAGAAUCAAGUACAUCUUCCUGGAGUUCAUCAAAGAUCCAGGUAUCAAUCCAGAGGCAAGAAAAUACUUGCCUGAAAAUAAGUGCCAACAGGUUCAAACAUACAAAUGUCUGUCAUGCCGAAAUAUUUUACCCUAUAAUAAGUUUUCAUUGCAUAGUAAAGCAAACACAUUCAGAAAAUGUCAUAAUUGUUGUUGGCUGAGAGAAAUAGGAGGUCCUAGAGUGAAUGUAAAUCCGAUUCGUCACAUUUUAAAUGCAGUGAGGAGAGAAGAGUUGAAGCAGAGUUCCUAUACAUCAGUAGCUCUCAUCAUGCAAGAACAAGAUUUUUAUCAUUUGAUUAUUAAUAUCUGGCUUGGUCAUUCUGCAAUAGGUGGAUCUGGAAGUCUAGAAGAGUUACGCUUAAGCCGCUGGGAUUUCACUCAAAGCUGGUCCCCUUGGAACUGUAUUUUACUCACAGCUGCAGAACUUAAAGCACACUUGAGAUUCCCCAACCCUGACCAGAUUUAUUCUUCUUCUUUUGUCAAAAAGAUUAAACAGAGACAUCAAAUGGGACGAAUAUAUUUUUCUGAAUUAGCAGCCUAUGCUAUUAAAAGAACUCCAGACAACUUGAGAGUAAGCAAAAUGGUUAGGAACAUUAAUGCCUCUAAAGUACUUAUCAACAUGAAUCUUUCAGAGUUAAAUGAGAAGGAUUUCAAAUGAGCAAAGGAACUC